AUGGCAGCUUCUGGACGGGAAAGAUCGCGAUCUCCACCUCCAACAGCUGCUGGCACACGCGUAAAGGAGAUAAAAGUCAUUGGAGACAGCCGGGUUCUGAUUGCCCCGGGUCUUCUUGAAGAAAUCCCUUCGAGACUGCAAUCUGCUGGCCUGAAGCCAGCGGCACUCGUUGUUGUGAGCGACAAGACCGUAGACAGUCACUAUGGCGAUCGCCUGGUCAAAGCGUUCGAGACACAUGCAUCUCAAAAUGGAGGUGGUCCGCGGAUCUUGAGGUAUGCUUUCCCGUCUGGUGAGUCAUCUAAAAACCGCGAGACAAAGUCUGCGAUAGAGGACUACAUGCUCUCGAACAAGUGCACACGGGACUCCGCCAUUCUGGCGCUGGGUGGCGGGGUUGUGGGUGACCUUGCUGGCUUCACUGCCGCGACGUACAUGCGAGGUAUUCCAGUUGUCCAGGUUCCAACGUCAACAAUGGCAAUGAUUGACUCCAGCGUAGGAGGCAAGACAGCCUUGAACGUUCCUGCUGGAAAGAACCUCAUAGGGGCCUUCCACCAGCCCAAGAUAAUUUUUGCGGACCCAAGCAUGCUGGGCACGCUGAGUCGUCGAGAGGUUGUGGAGGGAUUAGCGGAAGCAAUCAAGAUGGGGGUUAUCCGAGAUGCCGCGCUUUUCCAAACGAUGGCAAAGCAUCCGGAGGCGAUCAUGUCCCUGGACGCACAGCUUCUGCAGGAUGUGCUGCACAAGGCCGUGGCGCACAAGGCCGAAAUCGUCGCGAUCGAUGAGAAAGAGACAGGCCUGAGAGCAACGCUGAAUUACGGGCACACAAUUGGUCAUGCCAUUGAGGCCCUAGUCUCGCCCAAGAUGCUCCAUGGAGAGUGUGUGGCAAUAGGAUGCGUGGCCGAGGCUGAGCUCGCCCACAAGAUGGGGCACCUGAGUGCCGAGGCAAUUCCUGAAAUCCGCGCCUGCUUCCAGGCCUACGGCCUUCCAGUAGCGCCACCACCAGGCCUCACGCUGGAGAAGCUGAUGGAGAAAAUGGCAGUUGACAAGAAAAAUCAGGGGAAGACCAUUCGGUGUACCAUUAUUACUUCUGUUGGCUCCAGCGUCGACCAUCCUUUGCCGGUGCCGCGUGAGCAGAUGGAGCUUGUGGUUUCCGAAAUGUUGAAGAACCCCGCAGUCCCUCCUCAUGGAUGGCAGCGUGCAGAGCAAGUGGACACUUUGCGCCAGCGGCAGCAAGAUGCAGCCGAGAAAGCUCUGGAAAUGGCCCAGCGAUCAGUUGAGCUGCAGCGAGAUUUAUCCGAUUCCAAGGGCCAUGCCCAUCAGGAGCUUCAGGAGCAGCUAGUGGAACAAACGGAGCAGCAACGCAAGAUGGAGCUUUUGCGGGAGCAGUACCAGAUGGGAGUAACGCCCAUUGUUGGCGUGACGGUUGAUGGUGCCGAAGGCAUCGCAGAGACAGAGAGAGGGAUCGAAAGUGAGACCAUGGGCAGCAACAUUGACACGUACUGCGUCGUUGAGGUGGCGAACAAACCUUACACCAGAAUGCAAACAGGUGUCCUCCAGGCAGCCUUCCGCAAAGCCUAUGAAUUCAUCUUAAACGGUACUUCCUUGCCCGCUUUCCAGGGUGCACAGCCAGCGUGGGAUUACACGGGCGUGGUGCAAGACUUUGCAUUUGGGGAUGUCCUGAAGUUCGCCGUCUACAGAAAGGACCUGGGUGUGCUCCGAGUCAGUAUGGCAUUGUAUCAGUACAUGUCCAACCGCAAGUUUCAACCGUCGGUUCCGAUGAGGGCUGAGGCUGCCUUGGAGGAGGGGCUGAUCAAGCCUGAGGAUGCCGGGAAGAUCACUACCAGGGACAAGAACAACAACCCGCCGCGCAUUGCCAUCAAGACCAAUGACUGGGAUCAGCCAGAGAUUCAGCUGAGCACAGGUGCAAGCAACCAGAUCAGCUACAUCACCCCGGUAGUUGAGUCAGAGGACAUCAAGGCAUGGCUCUCCCUGAACGUCAACUUCUUCUCCAUCAUUAUCCUCUUCACUGCCGGUGGCUUGAUCGAAUUCCAGCGCUUCUUCCCAGACACCCUGUACUGGUGA
Molecule: messenger RNA, 2076 nt
Organism: Symbiodinium pilosum
Lineage: Eukaryota; Dinophyceae; Suessiales; Symbiodiniaceae
Source: the annotation of a GenBank genome assembly